GCACGUCUUCAUUUGAUCUUCUUAAAUACAUUUCUUUCCAUUGUACUUCACAGCUGGUCUGAUACUUUUAUUUUGAGCUUCCAAUCAUAUCCUAUCAUUUUAUCACCUUUCAGUUUUAUUCUAAACUUCUACUGCAAUCAUGCACUUCAACAUCCCAACAGCCUCCCUCCUCAUCCUCGUCUCAGCUAUCCUCUCAGUCCACACAUCACCCAUACCUUCAAAUGGCGUAGCACGUAUCGGACGGUCCUCCGGUGACGCUUCUAUCAUCGCUAGAGAUGUCGAAAUUGACCUAGAGAAAAGACGACCUGGCGGCGGAGCUGGACAGGGUGGACAAGGAGGUGCUGGCGGAGCUGGAAGAGUAGGAGCUGCUGGAGCUGGACGUGGCAAUGGCGGAGCUGGAGCUGGAGCUGGAGGGGCAAACGCUGAUGCUAACGCUGGAAAUGCCAAUGGUGGAAACGCCAAUGCAAACGGCGACAAUGCAAACGUUGGAGAUGCCAAUGCUGAUAACGCUGAUGCUGGAAACGCUGAUGCAGAGAAUGCUGAUGCAGAGAAUGCUGAUGCAGAGAACGCUGAUGCUGGAAACGCUGGAAACAACAACAAUGCGGGAAAUGCCAACAAUGCUGGAAACAAUAAUGCUGGAAACAACAACAACGCUGGAAACAACAAUGCUGGAAACAACAAUGCUGGAAACAAAAAUGCUGGAAAUGCCAAUGUGAACGGCGACAACGCUGAUGCUGAAGCUGGAAAUAAUAAUGCCAACGGCAACAAAGCUAAUGCGAAUGGCGACAAUGCCGUAGAUGCCGCUGAUGGGGAUAACGCAGAUACCGGCGCGACGGAUCCCGCUCAAGCAGCUGCUGAUGCCGCUCUAGCUGAGAGUCAGGCCGAGUCCAAUAAGCUGCAACCUGAUGCUUAAUUCCAUACUUAGUUCUAAAAUGGUUUUUGGGAGUAUAGUGGAUAUCGUGGUUAAUGGACAUUGUGGUGCUGAAAGGACGCUGCGCUUGCUGAAUGAAAAUCAAGGUGGGAAUCUUAGGGAAAGAUGUUUGGUGAAAUCGAAACACCCAAAAUUGAAAAGAAAUGAGACAUGACAUGAACCAUUCUAGAUUUAUUCUCUCGCAACUGCGGUCAAGGGGAUGAAUGUUGUGCCUGAUAGUAUCGACAAUAACGAAAUCGGAAUUAAGCUUUCCACAACAGUG
Cadophora gregata is the source of this 1193-nucleotide messenger RNA. RefSeq lists its product as uncharacterized. NCBI's taxonomy places the organism in Eukaryota, Fungi, Ascomycota, Leotiomycetes, Helotiales, Ploettnerulaceae. The record is from RefSeq and is a predicted model, not a curated record. Bases 140 to 913 code for a protein of 257 amino acids. The transcript has 4 exons.